Molecule: messenger RNA, 1221 nt
Organism: Suillus discolor
Lineage: Eukaryota; Fungi; Basidiomycota; Agaricomycetes; Boletales; Suillaceae
Exons: 5
Coding region: 1-1221 (406 amino acids)
Source: RefSeq, a predicted model, not a curated record
AUGGCUGUUUCAAUGAGCCACUCUUUUGCACAGACUGUUGCAGAAUUCAACAUCAAAGACAUCCAUUCCAUCGCAUCAGUCAAUGGACCAGAUCAUUUUUUCAAGAAACUUCACUCAUUAAACACCGAUGACUCAUCAGACUUUUUUCAGUGGUCAGAUACCGAUGACAAUAUAGAUGACGAUUAUCUGGAAGGACCUUUCAUUCAACCGGUCAGAGACUCAGAUCGUCCGGCAAUAACUGUAGUAGACAAGUCUGGCGUUCACUCCCUUUCCAUAUGUUAUUGCCAAUGCCCCGGUGCUCUCAGCCGAGACAUCCAGCUCUUUCAAGCAGGCUUGUUUCUGGCGUCUUUUACCAGACCAAAAACUGCAUUCACAUUCACUGUCUUGGACGACUUUCUGUUAGACAAUCUCGAGUGCAGUACAUCGGCCAUGAAUUACUACAGCAAAAUUCGCAGACUCACCUCUAGCAUCUUUCCACUGAUGGUUCCGGAUUGCUAUAGAGAGCUCAUGAGAGCUGCCAGGCAGUGGCGACAAUGCAAGCUCUACAAGUGGCAUGGAUUUGCCCACAAAGAUGACCAGCCAAAGGAUGGUGAUCUUGCCCUAUUUUGUCCGGCAUGUCCGCAACCGGGUAUAAACUUGGACCUGUCUACCGGUACAGUCGCCCAGCCCGAUGAUACACCUUCCUGGCUCAUGACUAGGUAUUUGGUCAUGGAUGGCAAUUUCAAAGCCGAGCACAUGCAUCCGGUGAAUCCAUCCGAUAAAGUAUCAUUAAUGGAUGGUCUGGGGUUCAUGGUCUCCGAUGAAAGAUACAAGAGCCAUUUGGCCAUUGCUCAAGACAAUGUCCAAAGGUCAGAUUGCAAUAAUCACCGGGCAGUAAAUCAAGCAAAUGCCUCGCGGCAAAGGCUGGAAGCCACCGGUAUAGGAGGAUGUGCAUGUGCACGGCAUGGCUGUUUUGUCCCACAUUCCAUGGUCAACUUUCAGAAAGGCGAAAGGCAGAUGAACAUGGACUAUGCAUUAAGUCAAGCUCUCAACUAUAAGACCGAUGGAAUCUCUCGAGCCAUCACUUUCUACAACAUAAAUUGUCAGUAUAACAAGUAUUUGAAGGACUGGAUCACUUCCAGCACGUAUCUUUCCAUCCCCAUAGGUAUGGAUAUCAUUCCUGGAAUCGGCCUAGGCUUGGAUUUUGCGAAGCCUAAGCUGCCGGCCCAAGCCGCGGCUUAG